GGUGAUGGUCGUACAUGUGCGAGAAAGUCCGCGUGUGAUGGCGCUCCCUGUCAUCCUACGGCUACCUGUAUAGAUGACCAGUCGUCUCUGAAUCCCGGCGGAUUCACCUGUCUCUGUCCGGCUGGCAUGAUGGGCGACGGAAUAGGAGAAGACGGCUGCAAGCAGAGCAAUUCUACAAUAUGUCGUGAAGGUGUUUGCAUGAACGGCGGUACCUGCAUGCCGCUAUCAGAAACGCAAUACCGAUGUGCGUGUGAGCAGUACUACUACGGACUACACUGUGAAAAGGUAUCUGGUUGCGUUGCGGAGCCUUGUGCAAACGGCGGUAUAUGCGAAGAAAGCGGUCCUGGACAAAUCAGAUGCGUCUGUCCCAUGGGUUUCUACGGACCAAUGUGCCAAUUCGAGGAGAACAGCUGUGGAGCUCAUUUCGCAGAAUCCGUGGGUAAUCUCACAUUCCCUGACAAUGGUGAAAUGGCAGCUGGAAAUCAAUGUGACUACGUAAUCUCAACUGGCGAGGAGAACUCGGUGCCUUUGCUGGGAGAACCGAUCACAAUGACGUCGUCGAGUGCGAUGCUACGAUUCAGAGGCAGUAGUGGAGCAUUUUCGAUUAAGUGGGAGACCAAAAAGAGAGGUACCUGA
Haemonchus placei is the source of this 636-nucleotide messenger RNA. The record is from the annotation of a GenBank genome assembly. NCBI's taxonomy places the organism in Eukaryota, Metazoa, Nematoda, Chromadorea, Rhabditida, Trichostrongylidae.